Molecule: messenger RNA, 300 nt
Organism: Podarcis lilfordi (Lilford's wall lizard)
Lineage: Eukaryota; Metazoa; Chordata; Lepidosauria; Squamata; Lacertidae
Source: the annotation of a GenBank genome assembly
AUGCAGAGUGUCUUCUUCACUUAUCUUUUGGGGGGGGGUUGUUCUUCACCUUUCCCCAACAUAUUUUCCCUCCAACUCAAGCACAUUUUAAAAUGUAUAUCAUUCCAUAUUAAAUUACAGACAAGAAAACUGCAAGUCCAGGACAGGCUUUUAACUGUUCAGCAAGUAAAGUUUCCUCCAUUUAUGUAUGCAAAAGUGCACACAACACAACUUAACUACCUUUCUGUCUCAUCACGGCUACCUAGGUAUGCACAUCUUGUUGAGAUGCUGUCUUUUAAAAGCCCUCCCAGAUGGCUUUAA